AACGGGCAAACGGGUCUGUAACAUCCGACCCACUCAUGGACAAGACGAGACAAAAUGACAAAAGGCUCCGUUCCGCUGCAGUCCAGAAUCCAGAUAGCCACAAUGGGCAACUGAUAAUUUGGAAGUUGCAGCGCCAGGUGUUCGGAAAAAGCACCGUGUCGUCAUCAGGGUCACCGGCCGCUCCUGCAACUGUAUCACCCUGCAAUAGGAUCAACCCACGUGACUGUCUUCCUUCGCCGGCGGAGGCCCCACGUGUGAUGCUGAUGGAAACGCAUUGUUCAAUUCAAAACUGCAAAACUCGUGGUUUGAACAGCGAGGAGAAGGACACUAUAGAAAUGGGUUUUGAAUGAUUCCUCAUUUCAAUUUGCACGGACUCUCUUUUCUGGAAUCCCAAUCGACAGCUUUAAGCAAAGGUUGAAACUUUGGCCUCUCUUCAUCUCUUGAUGUUUAACAAUCGUACCAAACGUUCUUAUUCUUACAUGAACUCCGGUGAGCUUUCAAUCCCAUUUUUUAUCCCAUUUUUUUAACAUAUUCAAGUUAUGACAAUUGAAUCUAUUGUUGAUAACCCUAAAAAUGCUUUCUUUUGUUGACAUUUGUUACAUUUUGGAUCUUAGAAAUCUCCUUUUCUUGGUGGGUGGGCGUUGAUUUCUAUUUUAUUAUAUAGGCAAGGUGGAAGAAAGUGUCAUAUGGUGGAGGUGAUGGUUGUGAUUUUUUUUUUUUUUUCUUUUUUUGACUUUAGUGGUCUUUUUGCCUUCAUCCCAAAUCUCAUGUUAGAUUGCUUUCAAACACGUGCAACUUCUAUGUAUUUUCAGUCUGUAUAUUGGUUUAGAUUGCAUCCCAUAUGAAAAGUAAAGUUUCCAACUUUUAUUACCCUCUUCCAAGGCAUCAUGGGGUUUUUAACUGAUUCUCAUAUCCUUCAUUGUAGUUCUGGUUUGUCGUUUGAUAUCUAGCUUAUUUCUCUGAUUUGGUUGAUGGGGUUUUGGUUUCUUAUGAUCUUUGUUAUUCUUUUUGCAGAUUGAGGCCUUAUAUAAUAAUGGAAUUAAAAUUUG
Molecule: messenger RNA, 1049 nt
Organism: Rubroshorea leprosula
Lineage: Eukaryota; Viridiplantae; Streptophyta; Magnoliopsida; Malvales; Dipterocarpaceae
Source: the annotation of a GenBank genome assembly